GCGCGAGCUGCGUUUCCGCCUCUGAACCGUGGCACUGAGGCCAUGGGUAGCCAAGAGGUGCUGGGCCAGGCAGCCCGCUUGGCCUCCUCGGGUCUCCUGCUGCAGGUAUUGUUUCGGUUGAUCACCUUUGUCUUGAAUGCAUUUAUUCUCCGCUUCCUGUCAAAGGAGAUCGUGGGCAUAGUGAAUGUCAGACUAACCCUGCUUUACUCAACAACCGUCUUCCUGGCCAGGGAGGCCUUCCGGAGAGCCUGUCUGAGUGGGGGUGCCCAGCGGGACUGGAGUCAGACCCUCAACCUCCUGUGGCUAACGGUCCCCCUGGGUGUAUUUUGGUCCUUACUCUUGGGCUGGGUCUGGUUGCAGUUGCUUGAAGUGCCUGAUCCAAAUGUAGUCCCCUACUAUGGAGCAGGAGUGGUGUUCUUUGGCCUCUCAGCAGUGGUGGAACUUGUGGGAGAGCCUUUCUGGGUCUUGGCACAAGCACAUAUGUUUGUCAAGCUCAAGGUGCUUGCUGAGAGCACGUCAGUUAUCCUCCGGAGCCUUCUGACAGCUUUUCUGGUGCUGUGCCUGCCUCACUGGGGUCUAUACAUUUUUUCUCUGGCUCAGCUUUUCUAUACCACAGUUCUGGUGCUCUGCUAUGUGAUUUAUUUAAUAAAAUUACUGCGUUCCCCAGAAUCAACCAAGCAACAGACUCUUCCUGUCUCCAAAAUAACACAACUAUUACCCAGUAUUACAAGAAGCAGAGCAUUUGUCAAUUGGAAAGAGGCUAAAUUGACUUGGAGUUUUUUCAAACAGUCUUUCUUGAAGCAGAUUUUGACAGAAGGCGAGCGAUAUGUGAUGACAUUUUUGAAUGUAUUAAACUUUGGUGAUCAGGGUGUGUAUGAUAUAGUGAAUAAUCUGGGGUCUCUUGUGGCUAGGCUAAUUUUCCAGCCAAUAGAGGAGAGUUUUUAUAUCUUCUUUGCUAAGGUGCUAGAGAGGGAAAAGGAUGCCACACACCAGAAGCAGGAGGAUGUUGCUGUGGCUGCUGCGGUUUUGGAGUCCCUCCUCAAGCUGGCUUUGCUAACUGGCCUGACCAUUACUGUUUUUGGCUUUGCCUAUUCUCAACUGGCUCUGGACAUCUAUGGAGGAGCCAUGCUUAGUUCAGGAUCAGGUCCUGUGUUGAUGCGGUCCUAUUGUCUCUAUGUCCUCCUGCUUGCAAUCAAUGGUGUGACCGAGUGUUUCACAUUUGCUGCCAUGAGCAAGGCGGAGGUUGACAGGUACAACUUCACCAUGCUGGCACUGUCUUCCUCGUUUUUGGUCUUAUCCUACCUCCUGACCAGCUGGUGUGGCAGUGUGGGCUUCAUCUUGGCCAACUGCUUUAACAUGGGCAUUCGGAUCACACAGAGCCUGUACUUCAUUCAUCACUACUUCCAGAGGAGCCCCCACAGACCGCUGGCUGGCCUGCACCUGUCACCAGCUCUCCUCGGGGUGUUCGCCCUCAGUGGUGGGAUUACUAGUGUUUCAGAGGCAUUCCUCUGCUGUGAGCAGGGCUGGCCUGCUCGGCUGGCACACAUCACUGUGGGGACCAUCUGCUUAGGAGUGACCCUUGGGACAGCGUUCUUCACAGAGACCAAGCUGAUCCACUUUCUCAGGACUCAGUUGGGUAGAUCCAGACUCCGUGACAAAAUGACAUGACUUUGAUGAUGCUUUGACACUUGGCACGUGGACCCACCACGGAGUGGUUCUUGGACAACAUGUGUUGCUCUGUAAAAGUCCUGCUGUGGAGCGGGAGUCGCCCUGGAAGUGAGACGGCAGAGGAGAUAGCACCCAGUCGAAGUCCUCCAGCCAAAGGAGGACUGUCCCUUACGUGAAGAACAACAGCCCAUUUUGUUAAUGAAUCAGUUCCCUCUGCCUGGGAUUGACCUUUGAAGUUACAUCUUCUAACACACUCUGUCUUCGAUGUUAAUAGUUAAUCAUCAUUUGGCCAAGAAAAAGCAAUGUAGCCAUUGACCCCUGCACAAGAUUCUAUAAAAGAAGUAAGGAGCCCCUGAAUUUACACACCAAACAAGAACAAAGUGUGGCCUAAGAUUUGUGGUGUUCCCUGUGUCGGUGGUGUGGUUUUAGUUUUUAGAGAAGAAAAACCCUACUCAGUGAGAAAUACUUUUGAAAUAUUUGAAAUACUGUUUACAGUCCUAGGGAUUGAGCCCAGGGCCUCAUUCAUGCUAAGCAAGCUCUCUACUACUGAACUAUCUAUAUCCCUAGUCCCAGCCCUCACAAUGGUAAAACAGUUAGGGAGGAUCUUUGCCAUGGUCAUGUUGUCCCUCCCAGAGCAGCUCAUGUUCCAGACUAGGACUCAGGAUUUCCUAACUGUAGAGUGUAUGGGCAUUGUCGAUGGCUUUGGACCUAGCCACUUGAAAGAGGGCAGCUUUGGUGUCAAGUAUGAGCUACUUUGUCCUUUAAGGAGUGCCGCCACCCAGCUUUAUUUAAUUUUUCCAUGGAAGUCACACAGGUGAUAAGCACAAUUACAUAGAUAUCUUUUUUUAUCCUUAAAAUAAAACAGGACAAAUUGA
Messenger RNA from Peromyscus leucopus (white-footed mouse), 2543 nucleotides. RefSeq names its product RFT1 homolog (gene Rft1). Lineage: Eukaryota; Metazoa; Chordata; Mammalia; Rodentia; Cricetidae. The transcript has 13 exons. Gene Ontology annotation, biological process: glycolipid translocation; dolichol-linked oligosaccharide biosynthetic process. Gene Ontology annotation, cellular component: endoplasmic reticulum membrane. The record is from RefSeq and is a predicted model, not a curated record. Bases 43 to 1668 code for a protein of 541 amino acids.